UAUUGUACUUUUUUCAAUGACUCACCCACUUACCACGACGACGACGACGACUCUCUCUUCUUCACUCUCUCUGCCUUUAUCUUCUUGACGGAGUCUUCUUUACAAUUCUUCAUCAAAAUAUCUUUUUCUUUUUUGACCAACUCUGCAGAUUCAAUCUAGUCACCCUAAAACAAGAUUAUAGCUCCGAUCACAUAUGGCUUCUUUCUGGUCCCUCAAACUCCUCCUUAAAUGCAUUGAUUUUCUUUCAUGGCCCGUUCUUGCUUUGGGUUAUCCUCUAUGUGCUUCCAUUGAAGCAAUUGAGAAUGAUAGCCAUUCAGACACUCGGAAUUUGAUCUCUUAUUGGAUACUUCUCUCACUGAUAUACCUCUUUGAGUAUGCUUUUCUCGAGCUUCUUCAGUGGUUUCAGUACUGGCAUUACAUGAAGCUAGUGAUUGUUGUCUGCCUCAUGAUGCCGGACUUCGGAAGAGCUGCUUAUGUCUAUAAUCACCUCAUUCGUUCAUGUCUCUACAUGAAUCCACAGGCUGUCAUGAGCAGAUUCCGCAACUGGAAGAGGAUAUUUGUUGAGAAAGAAGAAUUUCUAAUGCAGGCUGAGACGUACAUAGCCCAGCAUGGAACUGGAGCCUUAGAGAAACUCAUUGCUAGCAAGAGCACAGAGCAAAGUCCUAAUGCAGAAACAAAAAAAGCAGUUCCAGCUACUGAGAAGAAUGAAAUCCUGAAGACAAAUAGAGGAAGGCUUCACAUGGAACAGAAAGGCAUCAAAGAUUUGGAGAUGAUUGAAAAAGAGGAAGUUUCUGAAGUCAAGCAAUUUUCAACUUUGCAGGCUAAUACAGCCUUGGGGAGACUCAAAUCAAAUGAAAGCGCAUCGUCUUCCUCGGAGAAAACCCAAAAAAUGGUGGCAGACAGAGGAGGAGGAGCAUAUCCUCAGAUUUCUUCAUUUGAGAAUGUACAGAAAGAGUGGGCUUGUGCUAUAUGCCAGUUGACAAUGCCUUCUGAAGCUCAUUUGAAUUCCCACCUGCAAGGAUGGGAGCAUAUGCAUAAGGCUGCUUGCGAAGCACUGAAAGCGAAGAAAACCGAAGGAAAGGCUGCGGCAACUGACACAGGAAACGGAGCAUCUGAUGAUACCCCAUUACUUAUCACUGUUAAAUCUCGCAGAAGGAGACGUAGAAAGAAUGGAAAAGGGGCAGAAAAUAUGGGACUAUUGGAUUAGAAGAAAAUACAAUGGGUUAGGACCAGAUGAAACAAAAAAGUAGAGGAGUAAAGCUAGGUAGUGUCGGUAACGGUGAUGACUACUUUUUGGCACUUUAAAUUUGUAUUUUUUGUGCACAAGGAGGUGUGGAGUAUUUUGAAGUUGUGAGUAUGAGGAGAGCUCUGACCUGUCGACUUUCAGGUUAGGGGUGGAAGAAGACUAUCUUUUGUCAUCAUUUUCCCUACUUAUUUUAGUGUGUUAGUAAGUGGCUUGUGUUUGCUUUACCUUCUUCUUUUUUUUUUUUUUUGGUGAUUCUGUUCUGAGUGUAUUUUGUUAUGUUUCUUUGUAACUAUAAUUCGAGUGUACGAGUGAAAAAUUCAAUCAUUAAUUUUUCUGGUU
Molecule: messenger RNA, 1585 nt
Organism: Prosopis cineraria
Lineage: Eukaryota; Viridiplantae; Streptophyta; Magnoliopsida; Fabales; Fabaceae
Exons: 7
Coding region: 194-1207 (337 amino acids)
Source: RefSeq, a predicted model, not a curated record